CUUGCAUUCAGGGAAAACAUUCGUACAUAUAAAAAUGAAGACAAAAGAAAAGAAAAAUGAAUGAAUCCUUGCUAUCUGAACUACAAGUCGCCUGGCACCACCGGGUUCCCUGCGGGGACCUGCAGGCGGCUUCGCCCUCCUUCCGCUUCCGGCUGUUGGUUGCUAGGCUCCCUGGGUCCGAGCAGCAAGAGGCAGCAGGCAGAGAUUGCAGCUCGGUGCGGCGCCGCUGACUGUCUAGCCUACAAUGCAGCAGUAACAUGUUCCCAGCGUUGGAAACGGAACUAAAACAGGAGACUCUUCCUGAUCCCUAUGAAGAUUUUAUGCACCAUCACCUCCAGUAUUAUGGAUACUUUAAAGCUCAAAGAAGAACUUUACCAAAUUCUGCUAUUCAGCAGCGUGUUUGGAAAAGUAGCCCUCAGUACAUGAUGAAUGGCUCCUUUGGAGAAAGAGAUGAUUUGAUCUCGGAUACCUUAGAAAAAGAGACAUUUCUAUGGCAUACCUGCUUGUCAUCAGCUGGACACACUCAGAUAGAUGCUGUAAGCAGAGAUUCACUUAUGCUGAGUUCACCUCUUCUUAGAAGCAGACAGCUUCUUUAUGAUGAAUUCAAUGAAGUGAACCCACGUCUUCGAGAACCCCGAGAGCUCUUAUUUUUCUCUAACAGAGGGCUACUACAAACUCCAAGAUGGCCGAUAGAAUGCGAGGUCAUCAAGGAAAACAUUCGUCAUAUUGAGUGGGUUCCACCUCAACCAGAAAAUUUCUAUCAACCUACAGGAAAUGAAAAAGUACCAGAGAUUGUAGGGGAGGACCAAGGCACAGUCGUUUACCAGUUAGAUUCAGUGCCCACUGAAGGCACCUAUUUCACCAGUUCCAGAAUGGGAGGCAAACAAGGAAGUAUCAAAGAACUAGCUGUCACGUUGCAAGGGCCAGAAGAUAAUACUCUGUUGUUUGAAUCAAGGUUUGAGAGUGGGAAUCUGCAAAAAGCUGUCAGAGUAGGUGCCUAUGAAUAUGAACUCACCUUGCGAACUGAUCUCUACACAGCCAAACACACUCAGUGGUUUUAUUUUAGAGUUCAGAACACCAGAAAAGAUGUCACUUAUCGCUUCACUAUUGUCAACUUCCUGAAACCCAAGAGCCUUUAUGCAGUAGGGAUGAAACCUCUCAUGUACUCUCAGUUGGAUGCUACCACCUACCACAUUGGUUGGAGGAGAGAAGGACAUGAAAUCAAGUACUACAAGAGCAACAUGGAUGAUGGGCAGCAGCCCUUAUACUGUCUCACCUGGACCAUUCAGUUUCCUCAUGACCAGGACACUUGCUUCUUUGCACAUUUUUACCCAUAUACUUACACUGAUUUGCAGUACUAUCUCUUAUCAGUGGCAAACAACUCCAUCCAGUCUCAGUUCUGCAAGCUCCGAGCCUUAUGCAGAAGCCUAGCGGGAAAUACUGUCUAUUUACUCACCAUCACCAACCCAUCCAGGAGCCCUCAAGAGGCAGCUGCAAAGAAAGCCGUGGUCUUGAGUGCUAGAGUCCACCCUGGAGAAAGCAAUGGCUCUUGGAUUAUGCAAGGCUUUUUGGACUUCAUCCUUAGCAACUCCCCAGAUGCCCAGCUCCUCAGGGAUAUAUUUGUCUUCAAGGUGAUUCCAAUGUUAAAUCCAGAUGGCGUGGUUGUGGGGAAUUACAGGUGCUCAUUGGCUGGAAGGGACUUGAACAGGCAUUAUAAAACCAUUCUGAAGGACUCUUUCCCUUGCAUUUGGUACACCAAGAACAUGAUCAAAAGACUUCUGGAAGAAAGAGAGGUUCUCUUGUAUUGUGAUUUCCAUGGGCACAGCCGUAAGAACAAUAUCUUCCUCUAUGGCUGUAACAGCAACAGUCGCAAGCACUGGCUUCAUGAGCGUGUCUUUCCUUUAAUGUUAAGCAAAAAUGCACCAGAUAAGUUCUCUUUUAACAGUUGUAACUUUAAGGUCCAAAAAUGCAAAGAAGGAACAGGACGAGUUGUGAUGUGGCGGAUGGGAAUCCUAAACAGCUAUACCAUGGAGUCUACUUUUGGUGGGUCCACUCUGGGUAGUAAAAGAGACACUCACUUUACCAUAGAGGAUCUAAAGUCCCUAGGUUAUCAUGUCUGUGACACUCUUCUUGAUUUCUGUGAUCCUGACCAAACCAAGUUUGCUCAAUGUCUACAGGAGCUUAAAGAACUCUUACAACAGGAAAUCCACAAAAAGUUCAAUAACCUUGGACAAACUAUGGAUUUAGAAGGAUGCUGGGAUGACAUCCCUUUGUCUGACAUUGAAUCCAGCACAAGUGGUUCUGACAGCUCUCUCUCAGACGGUCUUCCUGUUCACCUACUGAACAUAGCAGAUGAGUUGAAUCAGAAGACGAUGUUGUUAAAGAAGCCAAAAAAGAAGCGACUUCAGACUAGGAAACAGCGAAAUGAGAAGUAUCAGAAAAAUUAUUUGAUGCGGGAGUUAAAGUUAAGAGAAGAUGCUCCAGGAAGGAUAAAAUUUGCUUCUACUCUGCAAAAGCAGCCUACUUCUUUGAAAAAUCCAGAGAACUCCAAUUCUUCGAUAAAGAGAAAUGAAAAACCAAGGCUCACCGAGGCACAAUUAAGUGGAAGAGCCAAAGGCACCUCCCUGGACCAACCAUUGAUCAGCCUGGUUCUCCCCAAGAGUAAAGAAAGAGUACAGAGUAAGAAGCCAGGCUUUACAGCAUCAUGCUCUCCAAAGCGAAGCACAGAUUCCAGCCUAGGAUCACCUCCAGAUGUGAAGCCAAACUGGCCUAGGAAUAGAUAUCCUGCCACAAGGAGAGACCGCGCCACCAUGGCAGUGUACCCAUCCUUGCACAUUUAUACAUACCCAUAA
Nannospalax galili (Upper Galilee mountains blind mole rat) is the source of this 2852-nucleotide messenger RNA. It is a transcript of the gene Agbl2, whose product is annotated as ATP/GTP binding protein like 2. Lineage: Eukaryota; Metazoa; Chordata; Mammalia; Rodentia; Spalacidae. The coding region runs from base 258 to 2852 and encodes 864 amino acids. Gene Ontology annotation, biological process: proteolysis. The transcript is spliced from 18 exons. Gene Ontology annotation, molecular function: zinc ion binding; metallocarboxypeptidase activity. The record is from RefSeq and is a predicted model, not a curated record.